Molecule: messenger RNA, 1215 nt
Organism: Tachysurus fulvidraco (yellow catfish)
Lineage: Eukaryota; Metazoa; Chordata; Actinopteri; Siluriformes; Bagridae
Product: CD209 antigen-like protein 2
Exons: 6
Coding region: 197-844 (215 amino acids)
Source: RefSeq, a predicted model, not a curated record
UUGUUCUUUGGGGACUAUCCAGAAAACAGUGCCCAACACAGGUCGUGUGAUUACCAUGGAGACAAACACAGAGCCUGCCAUUGGCACGUUCAUGAGCUGCGCAUGCAUAACAUAUUAAAGGGAUUGUGAACAACAAGCUUCACUCUCUACACAGAUACAAGCAAACUGACCAGACUGAGCUCCAUCAAAUCCCACCAUGUACAUUAAAUUUUCUAAUUUCGGGCCAUACGCGGAUGUGAAAGUGCCUGCGGAUUCGAACGAUGAACUGAUCACAGAUGUUUACAGGAGAGUUCGUCUGUACAAGAGGAUUUCUGCUGUUUUCAUCAUUUUCUCUUUGUUCUUGCUGGCUGUGGUUCUUUCUCUGGCUAUGAAGUUAAAUAUGAAGUGUCCAGAGAUUGCUGAACCAAAUUGUGAACUAUGUCAGACCAAGUGUCCUCCACUAAAGGGCAUCCGAGAGUCUCAGUGCUCUGAGUGCGAGGAAGAAUGGGAGAUGUUUGAGAACUCUUGUUACUUCUUUUCUGAUGAGCGCCGAAAGUGGCAGGAGAGCAGGGAUGUGUGUCAGAAACUUGGAGGAGACCUGGUUGUUAUUGACAAUGAACGUGUGCAGAAGUUUCUAACUGAGGACAGGAACAUUAUGUACUGGAUUGGGUUCCAUUAUUCAGAAGAUCAGAAAUGGAUGUGGAUUAACAAUGGUACAACAACCCGGAGCUUCUGGUCCAAUGGCCAGCCAAAACCAGACGUUCAAGGCUCCUGUGCACUGCUAAAUGGAGGGCCAUCAGACCUGAACAACUGGCUUUCAAACUCCUGUAAUGUGAUAUCACAGUACAUCUGCAAGAAGUGUUAAAAUUGGAGAAUGCCAACCAUAACCAUCACAUGUAUCUGCUACUUCAUUUUACUGUUAUACUUACCUUUUACAAAUGCAGUUCAUAAACAGUAACAAAUACAGAAUCAGCACAUAAAACAAUCCUGUUCUGUGAUGCACAAUCAAGUAGAUAUGCUAUGUAUUUUUCAUGAUUUUAGAUAUUAUUCUCACUAAAACAUUCAGAAUAUAUUAUAUAACAUCAUAUACACCUUAGUAACAGCUUUUUUUAAUGGUUGUGAGAUGUCAUUACGUAUGUUUACAGUGGUUCAGUUAAACAUUCCUAGUACUUUUUUUCCUUACUAUGUAAUGCACCUUUUUGUAUGCAGCCCACACAAUAAAUGCAAUUAUUCAGA